This is a messenger RNA of Misgurnus anguillicaudatus (oriental weatherfish), 1241 nucleotides long. RefSeq names its product nuclear transcription factor Y, beta b (gene nfybb). Gene Ontology annotation, cellular component: CCAAT-binding factor complex; nucleus. Gene Ontology annotation, biological process: regulation of transcription by RNA polymerase II. The record is from RefSeq and is a predicted model, not a curated record. NCBI's taxonomy places the organism in Eukaryota, Metazoa, Chordata, Actinopteri, Cypriniformes, Cobitidae. Gene Ontology annotation, molecular function: protein heterodimerization activity; DNA-binding transcription activator activity, RNA polymerase II-specific; RNA polymerase II cis-regulatory region sequence-specific DNA binding.
CUAUUAUUGCUUUAGAAACAACUAUCUACAGCCACCUGGUGGCUGAGCGCGGUCUGUCCACAGUAUCAGAGUUGAGACCUGCACAGGGACUGGCUCUCCUGCAGCCAUUUUCUGUCCAACCACACGGCCGAACUGAAACGAGAACCAACCAGGGCUUCAUCGCAGAUGGACGGAGACGGAUCAACCACAGAUGCCUCGCAACUUGGCAUAACAGGAGAAUACAUGGCUGGUGGUCACUUUGUUCUCCAAGGCCCGGAUGAUGAAGGCGAUGAGGGACUCGACCAUGAGGAUGGCAAUGGAAGUAAAGACAACCUAAGGGAACAAGACAUUUAUCUCCCCAUCGCUAACGUUGCGCGAAUCAUGAAGAACGCAAUUCCCCAAACAGGAAAAAUAGCAAAGGAUGCCAAGGAGUGUGUACAGGAGUGUGUUAGUGAGUUCAUCAGCUUCAUCACUUCAGAAGCCAGCGAAAGGUGCCACCAGGAGAAGCGCAAGACCAUAAAUGGUGAAGACAUCCUGUUUGCAAUGUCCACAUUGGGUUUCGACAUGUAUGUGGAACCUCUUAAGCUCUACCUGCAGAAGUUCAGAGAGGCUAUGAAAGGAGAAAAAGGUAUAGGUGCUGUAACUGUAUCUGAAGGCAUGGGGGAGGAGCUUACAGAUGACACUUUCACAAAUCAACUACCUGCAGGGAUUAUAACAGCUGAUGGACAGCAGCAAAAUGUUAUGGUUUACACCACUUCAUAUCAGCAGAUCCCAGGUGUGCAACAGCUCCAGUUCUCCUGAAAACUCGCCGUCAUGUGGAAACCAGCUAUCUUUACAAAUCAAACCUCUAUGCUUCCACACACGACACGAGUGAAGGACAUGAAUGGUGGGGUCAAGUUCCUCCUGGACCCUUUUCUUGUGCACUCAUAGGGUCAAAAAGCUGGACUUCUAAGUUGUUUGUUUAGCGUGUUUUUGUGUGUGGUCCGUGUGUUUAUGCACACACAUUUUCAUUUUAAGUGACUUCUGCCGAAUGUUACUUUUUAUUUUCAUCACACAAUUUAUGCAUUUAAAUGGUGUAAGGGUUCUGAGGGGUUUUACGUUAACUCACUAUUCAAGCAAUAAAAAUGAAAAAAUGUGAAUUUUCAACAUUUAAUGGAUAAAGUGGUUUGCUCCUUAUUUUUUGUAGAUAAAAAUACCAUGCUGCAUGUCUUAUUAAUUUAAUUUGAUGUUAACACUUAAAAUAAAAAAUUUUUUGUAAGUAA